Molecule: messenger RNA, 3395 nt
Organism: Nothobranchius furzeri (turquoise killifish)
Lineage: Eukaryota; Metazoa; Chordata; Actinopteri; Cyprinodontiformes; Nothobranchiidae
Gene: hectd2
Product: HECT domain containing 2
Biological process (GO): protein polyubiquitination; ubiquitin-dependent protein catabolic process
Molecular function (GO): ubiquitin protein ligase activity
Source: RefSeq, a predicted model, not a curated record
CUCCUUCUCCUCCAGUUCUCCUUCCAAACAUGGCGCCGGCCCGUAGCAGCGCUGCCUCCCCAUCAGACUACGCAGAGAAGCAGAGAAAGAAGCGCAGAAGAAGCGCGUAAACUCCUGGAACCAGCGCAACUCCGCACUCUCCGCACGCGUCCGAAGAAGACUUUAACGCGCAGCUUUUGGAGACGUUUGUGCGUCACGAAGUGUGCGUAACGGAGAACCCACCUGUCCGACGACGAAGGCAGAGUUCAGUCCGUUACUUUAAGGAUGUGAAUCUCCGUGAUUGAUCUCUAAAAGUGAAGCAGGAAGUCUGGCAGCAGCUGUGAGAACAUGAGCAGCAGGAGCACGGAGGAGGUGGACGAGUGAGUCCUCAGAAAGAAAAAAAGAACAAGUUUUCCACUCUUUCACCGGGAGGAUGGAUGGAGAACAUUCUGCUCUGUCAGGAGUUGAGAGGGAGCGAGCGAGACUUCCACCCAUCCACAACAGCUCCCCUCCAGCUGUUCUGGGUAGAGGAACCAAGCAGCCGUUCCCAUCUCUGGGUUCCUUCAUCUCCUUGCUCAGCCAGAGGAGGGAAGCUGGGGGGCGGGGCUUCUCUGACAGCUUCACCGGGUCCCUGACAAACCCCGCUGGGCUUAAACAUGUGAGAGAGUUGCCUCCAAUCAGCAGCGACAUUCGUCAGAAGCAGCGUCUCUCCAUUGACACUCUGCCCCUGGAAGUCAAAGCUCCUUUCCCUUGUGACCCCAUCAUCCCUCUUCGUUCCAAAACCACCAAGGAGUUCCAGGGGGACAUGGAGUACGCCAUCCAAUCCGGUGACUGGAGGGAGAUCCGAGAGUUUUACCUGACCACCUUCAACUCCUUCAUAGAAAUCAACGCGGCCUUUAAGCGAGAGGCCAAUGGCUUGUUUAACACGACUGAGGACUCGGGAGUUAAUGCCAAAUUCGUCAGCACCGUUUACGACGCUCUGCUUAGCACACCUCAGGACAUCCAGAAGUCGGUUCUGAAAGGGAUCAUCAACAGUCUGCUGAGGGAGUGGAAAGGGCCUCGGACGAAAAACGACCUGAGAGCUUAUUUUAUUCUCAUCCAGAACCCACAGUACUCCAGCAGCAGCAUCUAUGUCAUCUUUGCCCACUUGCUGAGGCAAAUUGCAGCUCUGUCUGAGGCCGACCACCACUUCCUGGUUCACUGGCUCAAGAGGCUGUCAGCGAGGCGGUUCCGGCAGCUGGUGGAGCGCCUCCUGCAAUUCAUCUCCACCCGCCUGUUUCCUGCAGAAACAGACGAACUUCCUCCUUCAGCCAAGUGCUCCUGGUGGGUUCCUUCUGCCACCAAAGUUCUGAGCCUGUUCAAUGCAGCCAACAGUGUCUCCUGUCCUCCCAUCAUGCCUUUCACUGACUUCUACAACAUCACUCUAGAGCACAUAGACUUCAUGGAGGACUACAGAACCUGGCAGAACUAUGGCAACUCAAAUAGGUUUUCUUUCUGCCAGUUUCCAUUCAUCCUACCAAUCGUGGUGAAGAAAGCCAUCAUCCAGAAGGACUCGGAGCAGCAGAUGAUCAGUCAGGCCAGGCUAAGCCUGGUCAGUAAAGUGUCCCGGAGACAGAGAGUAGACAUGAAUCUUCUGUUUCUCAACAUUAAAGUUCGACGAGCACAACUCCUCAGCGACUCGCUGGAUGAGCUGACGAGGAAGAGGUGCGACCUGAAAAAGAAGCUGCGGGUGACUUUUGUUGGGGAGGCAGGGCUUGACAUGGGCGGCCUGACGAAGGAGUGGUUCCUGCUGCUCGUCCGGCAGAUCUUCCAUACAGAUUAUGGAAUGUUCACCUACAUGAAGGACUCGCACUGCCACUGGUUCAGCAGCUGGAAGUCUGACAACUAUUCAGAGUUUCAGAUGGUCGGGACUCUGAUGGGCUUAGCUGUUUACAACAGCAUCGCUCUGGAUAUCCACUUCCCUCUCUACUGUUACAGGAAGCUCCUGACUCCGCCUACUGUCCCAUGUGACCAGAAUGUGCUGGUUGGCAUGGCAACAGCCACCUUGGAUGACCUGCAGCAGGUCAUGCCUGAUCUGGCUCAUGGUUUAUCAGAGCUGCUGAGUUACCAGGGAAACGUGGAGGAGGAUUUCCACCUCACCUUCCAGGUGUUCCAGGAGGAGAUGGGCGUGGUCAAAUCCUACAACCUGAAAGCUGGAGGAGACAAAAUCCCUGUGACCAAGCAGAACCGGAAGGAGUAUGUCCAGCUCUACAUCGACUUCCUGCUGAAUAAAUCCAUUUACACGCAGUUUGCUGCCUUCUAUCAUGGCUUCCACAGCGUGUGUGCCUCUGAUGCCCUCAUGUUGCUGCGGCCAGAAGAGGUGGAGAUGUUGGUUUGUGGGAGUCCAGAGCUCGACAUGGUGGCGAUGCAGAAAGCGGCUCAGUAUGAAGGAUACAGCAAGACGGACACCCCCGUCAGGUGUUUCUGGGAUGUGGUGUUAGCCUUCCCUCUGGAGCUGCAGAAGAAACUCCUCCACUUCGCCACAGGAAGCGACCGUGUUCCCGUUGGAGGAAUGGCCGACCUCAACUUUAAAAUCUCUAAGAUCGAUGUUCCAGCUGACUGGCUGCCCAUCUCCCACACCUGCUUUAAUCAGAUCUGUCUGCCUCCAUAUCGAACCCGGAAGGAGCUCAAACACAAACUCACCAUCGCCAUCUCCAACGCUGAAGGCUUUGGUCUGGAGUAAGCAAACCUGCUCCCAGAACCAGCACCGAUACCAGAUCUGAGGUGGAACCGAUCCAUGCCAUCGUCUCUCAGCUGCAGAACAAAUGGGAGUUCUGACCCAACAUCAGCGCCAGAACUCACCCAGUCUGGUUCUGCUACUGGACAACCCAAGCAGAUGGACACUAGAUGAAGAGGUUCUGAUUGUAAAUACAGCACAGUGUAAUUCCUUCUGAAGGUUCUGAGUACGGAAGCUGCUUCCUUAGAUCAUUAAACACAAACUCUGCUGCUUUUAGUUUGUAAAAAGCUCUACAAGUCUUCUCAAUCAGUUAAAGAUGUUAAAUGUUGUUUGUUUCUCAGGUAACUGGUUCAGUUCGUUAUUAACAGGUUUGGGAUGAAGUGCACGUCCUGCGAUGCUCGGGUCUGCAUUAGGGUUGGGUUACAUAGUUUUUUGGUGUUUGACAUUGCUGCCCGUUUGGUGGAACCAGGCUGCAGCAGCAGAGCAGUUUGGGUGAGGGUAUCUCUGGUCUUACUGGAGUGGUUUUGUUUCUGAAGGUGACUCGGGAUGGUCAGAGGGGCCGUCCUCAGGGGGUUUAGAGGUGCUGAGAGAUGUGUGUUAAAUGCUUUUUUAAAUUAUUACGCCCUGCUUCACACGCUGCUGUGCUGUCAUGACUAUGCUGUAGUGUUCUCCACAACCCAAAUAAAUGAAUAAACACAAA